AUGGAAUUUCCUAAUUUGCAGCUGAGAGCAGUUGUGGCCACGAUUCUAAUCUACGCUUUAAUGACUCCUUUGGGAUCCGGGCUGGGCACACUACUCCAGAAAUACAAAAAACAAUAA
Strongylus vulgaris is the source of this 117-nucleotide messenger RNA. The record is from the annotation of a GenBank genome assembly. Lineage: Eukaryota; Metazoa; Nematoda; Chromadorea; Rhabditida; Strongylidae.